GGGAUGUCGCGUCCCAGCUAUCCAUCCCGUGCCCGCGCGUCCCGAUGUGGCAACAACCCCCGCCCUGCCCCUUAACAUACGCAGCUUGGUCGUCUGUUACGUUGCAUCUGCACGCAGACUGCAUUCGAUUCCCUCAUCUGCGCAGCUAUGGCCGUGUCGGAGGUGGCGGUGGACGGCUUCGUCUUCCCGCCGGUGGCCCGGCCGCCGGGCUCCGGCCGCUCGCACUUCCUCGCCGGCGCAGGCGUGCGAGGGAUGGAGAUUGGAGGUAACUUCAUCAAGUUCACCGCCAUCGGCGUGUACGUGGAGGACGCGGCCGUGCCGGCGCUGGCCAGGCGGUGGGCCGGGAAGACCGCCGACGAGCUUGCCUCCGAUGCUGCCUUCUUCCGCAACGUUGUCACGGGCGAGUUCGAGAAGUUCACGAGGGUGACGAUGAUCCUGCCGCUCACCGGCGAGCAGUACUCGGAGAAAGUCACGGAGAACUGCGUGGCGUACUGGAAGGCCACUGGCGUGUACACGGACGCCGAGGGCGUGGCGGUGGAGAAGUUCAAGGAGGCCUUCAAGCCCGAGACCUUCCUGCCGGGCGCGUCCAUCCUCUUCACCCACUCACCCACCGGAGUCCUCACCGUCGCGUUCACCAAAGACUCAUCGGUGCCGGAGGCCGGCGGUGUGGCGAUAGAGAACAGGGCGCUCUGCGAGGCCGUGCUGGAGUCCAUCAUCGGGGAGCACGGCGUCUCGCCGGCGGCGAAGCUGAGCAUCGCGACGAGGGUGUCGGAGCUCCUCAAGGGGACCACCUCCGACGAUGCGCCUUAGGCGGAGCUCGUCCCGGUUUCUGCAUGAGCGAGCCGCGAGCAGAAUCUGGAGAUCGAGAGCAACGGCAUCUGCGUGGAGAUGCUGCGCUGGCGCGUCUGUCGCCUUGUUUUUCCGGUUUGAGGCGCCGUGUUUUGUUCCAUACUUUUCGCUGCUCAUGUGAAGCCGCCGUUAACCUGAUGAAUAAAAACGUGGUUGUUCAAAAAAAAAGAUGAAUAAAAAACGCAGAUAUUUUGCA
Messenger RNA from Phragmites australis (common reed), 1045 nucleotides. Its product is annotated as chalcone--flavanone isomerase-like. The record is from RefSeq and is a predicted model, not a curated record. Bases 148 to 810 code for a protein of 220 amino acids. NCBI's taxonomy places the organism in Eukaryota, Viridiplantae, Streptophyta, Magnoliopsida, Poales, Poaceae. Gene Ontology annotation, biological process: flavonoid biosynthetic process. The transcript is spliced from 4 exons. Gene Ontology annotation, molecular function: chalcone isomerase activity.